GAGGGUGGCCGGAGGGUAGCCAGAAAAGGGCCAUGCAGGAGCGGGUGCUUCGCUGCUGUGAUGUCAGGGCUGGGGCCUGGCCAGCAUGGGCACACCGCCUCGAGUGCCCCCUCUCUCCUGCCCAGCAAAGGUCAACUCUGCUGAAACCCCAGACUAAGCCCUGAUCCCGCCUGGCACUGGGCCUCAAGCCCACAGUGGCCUCAAUCCUGACCCGCCCCUACCAUCCUACACCUGCCCCCGACCCAGACCCCAGUGAGCCUGCCCAGUCCCCAGCCUCCCUGUGUCCCACUUUGGCCCAAGGAGGACUGGGGUGGAGGCUUCUCAGAGGCCCUGCCGGGGCCGGGGACUUAGGCUGUGUCACUGAGUGACACGGAGUGAUUAUGCUGUCAUGGGCUACCUGGAACUCUCUCCACCCCACUGAGUCAACUCGCUGGAAAGGCCCACAGCCAUCGCCAACCCAGGGCCCGGCAGUCAACCGAGCCCACCCCGCAUCAAUGACUGAGCUGAGGUCCCCAUCCUGGGCUAGGGGACCAGCACAGGCAGGGUCCGCACGGGCAGCGGCCAGUGGCCAGCCCGUGUUGAGCAGUGAGGGUUGUCCGGCGGAAGACCCUGAAGCCAUGCGAAGGCACUACCAGUUGCGGGCAGGCUGGUGACCAGGCUCUCCUGGCGCUCCUCGCCAGCCUGGCCCUGCAUCAUGCCCACCUCAGUCCUGGGCAUGCUGUCCUCUGGCUUGCCAGAAAUGGUCUCGCUCUGUCCCAGAGGCGGCCAGAGCCAGGGCCUCUUCUCCCACGGGGCCCCGGGCAGAGCAGCUGACAGGAGGGCCUGCCCCGUGCCCAGGGAAGGCGAACUCUGUCCACCCGUAGCCGAGGACGACCUUGGGUCUGCCGUGCAGUGGCCAGGGCCCUCACUGCAGCCCACUGCUCACAUGGCCUGGUCAGAUCGCACUGAGGCUCAGGCUGCCCUGGGGAUGGCCUUCAGCCUGCCUGAGUGGUCCUGGGGCCAGGAGGCGAGGGACAGGGACAGCUCCGUGUCAUCGGGCCGCCUCUCCUGCUCCUCGGGAGGCCACGAGUCGUGUGCACCUGCUCAUGGGCCCUGGAAAGAGAGACCACCCCUGGUGUUGGGGCCACGGCGGCAGCCCAGAAAAAGCGACCCCCGGUUGGAGCAGCUGAGGGAUAGGAUCCGGGCUCAGGCUCAGUGGCAGACAAGCAGCGCCUCCCUGGGCACCUCGGCACCCUCUAGCGCCUCACGCCUCUGCAAGGCCUCGCCGGCAGUACGCAGGAAGACCCGCAGGGUGGCAUGUGCCCUUCCCGCCCCUGCUCACCCAGGCUUCAGUGUACCCAGUACAGCUGAGCGCAGAGCUGAAGACAAGGCCACCUUCGGCCGGGGCCACGAACUCUCCAGCGCCUCCCAGCGCCAGGCUUCUGUUCCAGGGGGAAAACCUGCCAAGCUCAAAAGCAGCUCCUGCAGAAGAGAGCCAGCCCCCAGGCCGCCCCUCCCCAGAGCAGCUGCCAGAAACAGAGAUUCCGAGUUGGUUGGCGUCUAUGCCUGGAGAAAAGGACAGGCUCUGGUGAGGUCACUGCUUGGGCCACCCCCUGGCCUCUGCAGGCCUCAGAGCAAGGCUCCCACCACAGACUCAGGAGACGGCAAGAAAGUUACAGCCACUGAGCGCCCACCUGUCCAAACCUGCUCGCCCAGGCUUGCCUCUGCCCACAGUGGCCAGCAGAUGUCUGAGGAUGCACCCAGCGUGGCUUCCCGCGAUCGGCCAGCGACAAUGCAAACGGCCAUGGCUAUCCUGCGAGACCUCCGCCAGCAGGUCCAGGCCGGGCUGGAGCUAGCCCAGGGACCCAAGGGUGUGCGGGAAUGCAGGCACACGAAGCCGUGCCCUCGAGACCCGGCAGGGCAGAGGCGGCAGGGUCCCCGGAGCGCUCCGGACAUGCGGGGCUCCCUUUUGAAGAGUCCUUGGACCGCAAUGAAGGGCAGGCCUCCUUUGGAGAGAGCCAGGAGCUUCCACGCCCCCCGGCCCUGGAGCACCUUGGCCGAGUGGGAAUCCUGUCCACGGAGGGCUUGGGUGGGCCUCAAUCAGCACCCCUCCUUCCAGAGACCUGGAAACCCCCCAACGAGGUUGGGCCACUUCUCCCAGAAGCCCUGGAGUGCAUCGGUCGGGCAGCCCUCCUGUUCACGGAGGGCAUGGGCAGCCCAAGGACAGGACUUCUCCUUUCAGAGACCUGGGAGCGCCCCUGAGAAGUUGGGCCCCUUCUCUCAGCGGCCCUGCAGUGCUUUAGCUGCACAGGCUGGUCCUCAGAGGGCCUGGGUGGGUCACAAAGAGGACCCCUCCUUCCAGAGACUGGGGAGCCCCCCUGGGAAGCUGGGUUCCUUUUCCUGGCAGCCCUGGAGUGCCUUGCCUGGGCAGGCCUGUCUACCAAGGGCCUCGGGGGCUAGUGAAGGCUGGGAAUCCCCUGCCCCCCGACCAUGGAGCUCUCGGGAAGCUGUCCCUUCUCUUGCCCGGCACACCGCCUUGGCACAGAGGGCCAGCACCCUGGGAAAGGGCAGUGGCGCCGUCCCCCCGUCUUCUGGAGCCAAGCUCACGGGGCUGAGGCCCAGCCAGAGCUUUCUGCAGAGCCCCCUGGGGAAGAAGGAUGUGCGACCGCCCCCGCCCUGCCCAAGACCCCGGGGCUCCCUGGGCCAUCCCUACAGCUCCGAGUCCUUGAGGGACUUCAUGCGUCAGAAGGCGCUGGCACGACGGCGGCAGGCCCAGGAAGACAAAGCCACGGCCGCACGGACCCUGGAGCGGAGAAACCAGAGGCUGCAGGAAAUCUACAGGAAGCAGAAGGAGGCCGCCCUGAGCAGAGCCGGCCCUGUGGUCUCCCAGACCAGCCCUGGCAUCGUGACGUUCGUCCCCAGUUCUGCGCAGCUGGGGGGCCCAGAAGCCCCUGAGAGCCUGGCAGCGCCAGUGCCCGCGUGGAGCAAGGUGACAUCUGGCACGGUGCUGGGGGACCAGGAGGUCCCAGGCAGCUUCUGCCUGUGUUUGAACAGAGCCCGGAACAAUGCCAGGACGCUGGAGACCCCAGAGACGGGCGGUCCCCAAGACGGCUGGGACGGGCGCCCCCUGCUGCCUGCCACUUCCUCCCCGAGCCCCCCGCCCCAGGCGCUGUGCAUCUACCUGGACCCCCGGGAGGCCGAGCUCCUCGGCAUGUCCGGCCCACUGCAGCUGCAGCACAAGCAGGCCCUGCUGCAGGCGCUGGAGAGCACGGCCCACGCCCUCCAGCAGCGGAUCGACAGGCUGACCGCCCAGCUGCACGGGUCUGUGGCGCCGGCCGCUGCUGGGGACCUGGACUUGGACUUGCCGCCCGCGCGCCCCAGCACUGUGCCUGCCAGGCGCCCGCUCACAGCGCCAUCUUGCCCCACAGCCUUGGUGCCCAGUGGGGGCCCAGGGGUACCCCAGGCCUGGGUGGGCAUGAAGGCCAGGCCCCGCCUCUUCCCCUCCUACUUCCUGAACGAUGAGCUACCGUCCAGCAGCCUCCGCUGGGAGCGGCAAAAGAGUGAGAGCCUGAGGGCCCCAGGCUUCCUGGAGGAGGAAAGUUUGGAGCAGAAGAGGCUGCAGAGGAAGGCGGCUGCCCUUCGCGCCCUCGGUACCUGUACGGGGAGCUCCCGCGGGGUCCCAGCCAUACUGGACCCCACCUGCGGCCCCCAGCAGGGAGAGGAGGUGCUGCUGUCUGGAGGGGCAGGCAUGGCAGCGCCCUGGAGCACCCAGACCUGCGGUAAGGGCGAGCCUGUGGGCAGGCCCUGGGCUGGCUGGCCGGGAGGCCUGCUCGGGACCCUGUCCACUGUGUAGAGAGCGAGCUCACUCUGAGGGCAGAGGAACCCUUGUGGAGGCGUCUGCACAUCCGGAUUAAAGUUCCU
Molecule: messenger RNA, 3900 nt
Organism: Tupaia belangeri chinensis (Chinese tree shrew)
Lineage: Eukaryota; Metazoa; Chordata; Mammalia; Scandentia; Tupaiidae
Product: coiled-coil domain-containing protein 187
Exons: 10
Coding region: 695-3832 (1045 amino acids)
Biological process (GO): microtubule anchoring
Cellular component (GO): centrosome
Molecular function (GO): microtubule binding
Source: RefSeq, a predicted model, not a curated record